Messenger RNA from Aegilops tauschii subsp. strangulata, 1338 nucleotides. NCBI's taxonomy places the organism in Eukaryota, Viridiplantae, Streptophyta, Magnoliopsida, Poales, Poaceae. The record is from RefSeq and is a predicted model, not a curated record.
AUGAUCCAGAUCUGUGCGUCCACGCCCCCACCCUCGUCGACGCCACCGCACCGGAUCGCCGACACCGUUGACUCCUCUCCCCUCGCUCCUCCUCCCGAUCCAAUCUGGAUCGGGGCCGACCGCGUCGCCCGUCGCCGCGCAGACCCCGCCGCCACCUUGCCGACACCGCACGGCGCCACCCCGCCAUCGCCGGCGCCCGCCUGCUCAACCCUCCACCCCGUGUGGAUCCGGUCCGGGCAGCCGACGCCCCCGAUGCACCGCUCCUCGCCACUCGCCUACGCCAGACCUCCUCCUCUAUGUUGCCGUCGUCCCCGUCCUCCUCCCCAAAGGCUCCACCGAGCCUCGCCGACCCUCGACUCUGCAACUCCUGGCCUCCCUCUCCUCUCCUCCCCCUCUCCGUUGCACGUCACCGUGCCCGCACCCCGUUCGCCCCUGCUCGACCCAGCGCGCGCCCACGCGCUCCUGUGCGCCCCCGCGCGCGCGACCCGCGCCAGCCAGCCGCAGCCACGGCGCCCGUCGCCCCCUGCUGCCUACACCCGCCGCCGUCUCUGCCCCGCGGCACCUGGCCACAUCGGGGUGACCACCCCCACACCCUUGUCGACGCCACCGCACCGGAUCACCGUCACCGUUGACUCCUCUCCCCUUGCUCCUCCUCCCGAUCCAAUCUGGAUCGGGGCCGACCGCGUCGCCCGUCGUCGCGCAGACCCCGCCACCACCUUGCCGACACCGCAUGGCGCCACCCCGCCAUCGCCGGCGCCCGCCUCCUCAACCCUCCGCCCCGUGUGGAUCCGGUCGGGGCAGCCGACGCCCCCGACGCCCCGCUCCUCGCCGCUCGCCUACGCCAGACCUCCUCCUCUACGUCGCCUUCGUCCCCGUCCUCCUCCCCAAAGGCUCCACCGAGCCUCGCCGACCCUCGCCUCUGCAACGCCGGUGAGGCCACGGCCUCCCUCUCCUCUCCUCCCCCUCUCUGUUGCACGUCAUCGUGCCCGCACCCCGUUCGUCCCUGCUCGACCCAGCGCGCGCCCACGCGCUCCUGUGCGCCCCCGCGCGCGACCCGCGCCAACCAGCCGCAGCCACGGCGCCCGUCGCCCCCUGCUGCCUACACCUGCCGCCGUCUCUGCCCCGCGGCACCUGGCCACGUCCGCCCGGGUCGCCGUCGUCGUCCGGGGCCUCAUCCCACUCCCGCUACGUCUCCCGUCCGCUGCGGCGGCCCUCUCCGCCAACCGCGCCACCCUGCUCCGGCCGUCGGAGCCAGGCCGUGCGCCCGCUCCUUCGCCCGCUGCCCCGCGGCGCCUUGUCGGGCUGGCGCUCGUCGCCCGAUCCACCCGGCGCCCGUAA